CUGCUGCGUCGCGCGGUCCUCCUCCUUCCUUUCCUUCUUUCUCCCUUCUUUCCUUCCUUCCUUCCUUCCGCCGGGUGCCAUGGAGCCAGGGCGCCAGGCGGCCGCGGCGCUGCUGGCGCUUCUGUGCGCAGGCUGUGCGUGGCGCACCGGGCGCGCCCAAUACGAACGCUACAGUUUCCGCAGCUUCCCGCGCGACGAGCUGAUGCCACUCGAGUCGGCCUACCGGCACGCGCUGGACCAGUACAGCGGCGAGCACUGGGCUGAGAGCGUGGGCUACCUGGAGAUCAGCCUGCGGCUACACCGCCUGCUGCGCGACAGCGAGGCCUUCUGCCACCGCAACUGCAGCUCGGUGCCCCAGCCGGAGCCCGCCGCCGGCCUCGCCCGCUACCCAGAGCUGCGCCUGUUCGGGGGCCUGCUGCGCCGCGCGCACUGCCUCAAGCGCUGCAAGCAAGGCCUGCCGGCCUUCCGCCAGUCGCAGCCCAGCCGCGAAGUACUGGCGGACUUCCAGCGCCGAGAACCCUACAAGUUUCUGCAGUUCGCCUACUUCAAGGCAAAUAAUCUCCCAAAGGCCAUUGCAGCAGCUCACACCUUUCUCCUGAAGCAUCCUGAUGACGAAAUGAUGAAGAGAAACAUGGCGUAUUACAAGAGCCUGCCUGGUGCCGAAGACUACAUCAAAGACUUGGAAACCAAGUCCUAUGAGAGUCUGUUCAUCCGAGCUGUGCGGGCCUACAAUGGUGAGAACUGGAGGACGUCCAUCACAGACAUGGAGCUGGCCCUUCCUGAUUUCUUCAAAGCUUUUUAUGAAUGCCUCGCAGCCUGCGAGGGCUCCCGGGAGAUCAAGGACUUCAAAGAUUUCUACCUUUCCAUAGCAGAUCAUUACAUAGAAGUUCUGGAAUGCAAAAUACAGUGUGAAGAGAGCCUCACCCCAGUUAUAGGAGGCUAUCCGGUGGAGAAAUUUGUUGCAACCAUGUAUCAUUAUUUGCAGUUUGCUUAUUAUAAGUUGAGUGACCUGAAGAAUGCAGCCCCCUGUGCGGUCAGCUAUCUUCUCUUUGACCAGAAUGACAAGGUCAUGCAGCAGAACCUGGUGUACUACCAGUUCCACAGGGACAAGUGGGGCCUCUCGGACGAGCAUUUCCAGCCCAGACCAGAAGCAGUUCAGUUCUUUAAUGUGACUACCCUCCAGAAAGAGCUGUAUGACUUUGCUAAGGAAAAUAUAAUGGAUGAUGAUGAGGGAGAGGUUGUGGAAUAUGUGGAUGACCUCUUGGACCUGGAGGAGACUGACUAGUCCCGGGCAACCAAAGAGACUUCCUUACGAAGUUCAGGAAACAGAUUCUUUGUCCUCCUUUUCCCAAAAGCCCAGAUUUUUGAUACCUCAAAGCCUUCCCUUUACAAAGUAAAAGGGAAGCCCCCAUCUCUUUCACUACAUCUAACCAGGGUGAGCCUGUCUUCUGUAUUCACACCUAUCUUCCUUAUGUUCACACCUCUCUUUCCAUAUUCCUACCUGCCUUCCCUGCAUUCACACCUGUUUUCCUCAUGUUCACACCUGUCCUUCUUCACACCUGUCUUCCCCAUGUUCACAUGUCUUCCCUUCUUCACACCUGUCUUUUCCUCUUCACACCUGUCUUACCCAUGUUCACACCUGUCUCCCCUGAAUUUGCAUCUGUUUUCUCUGUGUUCAUACAUGCCUUUCUUACUUUUGGCUGGAAGGGCAGUUUUCCAUGGUUUGUCCCCCCCACCCCCCAAAAAAUCAGUAUUAUUUUUUAAAUAAGAAAAACACUCUUAAAAGAUGA
Molecule: messenger RNA, 1790 nt
Organism: Marmota flaviventris (yellow-bellied marmot)
Lineage: Eukaryota; Metazoa; Chordata; Mammalia; Rodentia; Sciuridae
Gene: Crtap
Product: cartilage associated protein
Biological process (GO): peptidyl-proline hydroxylation to 3-hydroxy-L-proline; collagen fibril organization
Cellular component (GO): endoplasmic reticulum
Molecular function (GO): collagen binding; protein binding
Source: RefSeq, a predicted model, not a curated record